AUGUCAGGGCACCAUCAUCAUCACGGUGACGGCGGCCACUGCCACGCCGAACACGACCACUCAAACGAUGUGACCCCCGCCAUCCAGUCCCUGCUUUACACCCAGAUCGACUUUGAUAAGAUCAACACCCUCAACGAAUCCGCUUCGAAGGGCGGGGCUGCGAUUGUCAAGAAAACCUGGGCGGAGCGACUGAAUGAUAAUCCCGAGCUUGAGAGCGAUGCCGACGAACAGCUACUCAUGUACAUCCCAUUCACCGGCCAAGUCAAAGUCUACUCUCUCCUCAUUUGGACAGCACCUACUUCCUGUGCUCCAAAGACCCUGAAGCUUUUCAAGAACCGCGAUGAUAUCGAUUUUUCCACUGCCUCGGAGCUUUCCCCGACUCAGACAAUUGAAGUCCCGCAGCCCGUUCCCGGCGAAGAUGUCUUCGAACUGCCCUUGAAUCGCGCUCACUGGAAUACCACUACGUCUAUCACUAUCUUUAUCGAGGAUAACUGGAGUGAUGGCGAAGAAGAUGUGACUAAGGUCGGAUACAUUGGUUUCAAGGGCCAGUUUAUGGCUUUAAGUCGUGAGCCUGUCAAUUUCUUGUACGAGGCUGCUGCCAACCCCAAUGACCAUGUCGCGAUCCCGGGCGUUAACAGUGUUGGCGGUCGGAUCAUGCCUGGUCAAUAG
Penicillium argentinense is the source of this 669-nucleotide messenger RNA. RefSeq names its product PITH domain-containing protein. Gene Ontology annotation, cellular component: nucleus. The coding region runs from base 1 to 669 and encodes 222 amino acids. The record is from RefSeq and is a predicted model, not a curated record. The transcript has 3 exons. NCBI's taxonomy places the organism in Eukaryota, Fungi, Ascomycota, Eurotiomycetes, Eurotiales, Aspergillaceae.